This is a messenger RNA of Aspergillus pseudotamarii, 1620 nucleotides long. RefSeq names its product amidase signature domain-containing protein. The transcript has 6 exons. Lineage: Eukaryota; Fungi; Ascomycota; Eurotiomycetes; Eurotiales; Aspergillaceae. Bases 1 to 1620 code for a protein of 539 amino acids. The record is from RefSeq and is a predicted model, not a curated record.
AUGAGUUCUUGUAUCGGCGCAAAUUGGGAAACCCGGGCUGCAAGAUGCAGAGAGAUUUUGGAGCAAUCUCUCCCGAAGUCCUACCUCCUCUCUCCGGAUCAGAUCCCCCCUGCAUCCCAGACGAGAGUAAUCGAUUACCCCAGGGAAAGCGGUAUAUUGUCCGAGAAGGAACUGCUUAUUACCGAUAACACAGCCGCUGGUUUGGUCUCCCAAAUGGGCUCCGGGAUAUGGACAGCUGAAGAGGUGAUGAGAGCGUUCCUGAAGCGAGCCACCAUGGGCCAACAAUUGAUUAAUUUCGCAACGGAGUUUCUGGCGGAGAGCGCUCUAGCGCAAGCUCGGCGCCUAGACCAGGUUUUCAAGGAGACUGGCAAAAUCGUCGGGCCUCUUCACGGCGUGCCGAUCUCCGCGAAGGAACAUAUUGGAAUGAAGGGAAGAGUGUGUAACGCAGGAUUUGUUUCAUGGUGCGACCAUGUAUCACCAGACGACGCAUAUGUGGUCCAGUUUCUACAGAACGCCGGGGCUAUAGUGCAUGUCCGUACGAACGAACCGCAGUCUCUCAUGCAUGUUGACUCUGCCAACAACAUUACUGGACGAACGCUGAACCCUUGGAAUCGCAACCUGUCGCCGGGAGGGUCGUCCGGGGGGGAGAGUGCAUCAGUCAGUUUUGGAUGCUCGCCUCUGGGAAUUGGGUCUGAUAUGGGGGGCUCCAUUCGGAUGCCGGCUGCGUUUACCGGAGUCUACGGGCUCAGGCCAACGGCUGGCCGACUGCCUUUGGCUGGCAUCAAGGCUGCUGGGCUUGGACAACAAUCCCUCCCUGGUGUGGUAGGGCCGCUUGCCAGAAGCCUUGAAGACCUGGAGCUCUUUAUGAAGAGUAUUCUAGAUCAAGAGCCGUGGCAAAAGGAUGCAAGCCUUACACCUGUCCCCUGGCGUAGCGUGGGUGGCUUGGCAAACCUGACCAUCGGAAUACUGAAAGACGAUGGCGUUGUCCGACCGCACCCCCCUAUUAGUCGUGCGAUCAAGACCACAGAGGACAAGCUGCGUGCUGCUGGUGUCAACGUUGUUGAGUGGGAGCCUUUUCAACAUAGGGAAAUAUAUGACCUCGCGAAUGCUUUCUUCGCAGCGGAUGGCUUUCAAAAUUUGACAGAGGCUUUGGAAGCUAGUGGGGAGCCAAUCCUGCCGCUGACCAAGGUUGUAUAUGGAUGGGGGGAGGAAAUGACGGUCUAUAAGAAUUGGGAAUUAAACUACAAACGCGAAGUCUUCCGAGCACAAUAUCACGGACUGAUGAAGCUCCGGGGUGUGGACGUGAUUUUAUCUCCAGCCUAUCCUGGCGUUGCGCCAGAGCAUGAGACAGGGACAUAUAUCGGGUAUACCUCUGUUUGGAAUGCGUUGGACCACCCUGCUGUCAUCAUACCAACAGGGCUGCAUGUUGACCCGUCUCUGGAUCCGGAGGAAUCCUCUUACGUGCCACGUAAUGAACUCGAUGCUGCUGAGCAUGCAAAGUACUCUGUGCACAAGUUCAAGGAUGCUCCAAUUGCCUUGCAAUUGAUAGGACCGCGGUUUGGUGAUGAGAUGCUCCUUGCUGCAGCUGGCUGCGUGGAGAAAUCUAUCAAAUCGCCUUAA